Molecule: messenger RNA, 1731 nt
Organism: Penicillium longicatenatum
Lineage: Eukaryota; Fungi; Ascomycota; Eurotiomycetes; Eurotiales; Aspergillaceae
Gene: vac8
Product: protein anchor VAC8
Exons: 6
Coding region: 1-1731 (576 amino acids)
Biological process (GO): nucleus-vacuole junction assembly; vacuole inheritance
Cellular component (GO): fungal-type vacuole membrane
Molecular function (GO): protein-membrane adaptor activity; protein binding
Source: RefSeq, a predicted model, not a curated record
AUGAGUGGACUCGCUACCACUUGCUGGUCGUGCCUGUCGGCCGUCGACCGAUGGUGUCAUAUAACCGCCUGUCUCGGGGCAGGCCGCUCUCGAGAAGACAUCUAUGAAACAACUCUAGCCGAUAAUGAACGAGAAGCGGUCUCAGAUCUACUAGGAUACUUAGAAAAUCGCGCCGAAACCGAUUUCUUCUCAGGAGAACCGCUGCGAGCUUUGAGCACUCUCGUAUACUCCGAUAAUAUCGAUCUACAGCGAAGCGCGAGUUUGACGUUCGCCGAGAUCACCGAACGAGAUGUACGGGAGGUAGACCGCGACACCCUGGACCCUAUCCUUUUUCUGUUACAAAGCUCCGAUCUAGAAGUCCAGCGAGCUGCCAGUGCUGCGCUGGGCAAUCUUGCCGUCAAUGGUGAAAACAAGGUCUUGAUCGUUGCCCUUGGGGGGCUGGCCCCUCUGAUCCGCCAAAUGAUGUCGCCAAACGUGGAAGUGCAGUGCAAUGCGGUGGGUUGUAUCACGAAUCUGGCUACACACGAAGAGAACAAGGCCAAGAUCGCUCGAUCGGGCGCGCUAGGUCCUCUCAUCCGGCUGGCCAAGUCGAAGGAUAUGCGCGUUCAGCGGAACGCGACUGGAGCGCUGCUCAACAUGACCCAUUCCGAUGAUAACCGACAACAACUUGUCAACGCUGGUGCCAUUCCAGUCCUCGUUCACCUCCUCUCCUCUCCCGAUGUUGAUGUACAAUACUACUGCACAACUGCCCUCAGCAAUAUUGCAGUCGACUCGACCAAUCGCAAGCGACUUGCCCAGACCGAGUCCCGUCUGGUCCAAUCAUUGGUCCACUUGAUGGACUCGUCCACCCCCAAGGUCCAAUGUCAAGCUGCUCUCGCCCUGCGCAACCUGGCUUCCGAUGAGAAAUACCAGCUGGAGAUUGUUCGGGCCAGGGGACUUGCUCCCCUGCUUCGGCUUCUACAAUCUUCCUACCUCCCUUUGAUCCUCUCUGCCGUUGCUUGCAUCCGCAACAUCUCCAUCCAUCCCCUCAAUGAGUCCCCAAUCAUUGAAGCAGGCUUCCUGAAGCCGCUGGUGGACUUGCUAGGUACCACUGACAACGAGGAGAUUCAAUGCCAUGCUAUCUCCACACUGCGUAACCUUGCUGCUAGCUCUGACAAGAACAAGGAGCUCGUCCUGCAGGCUGGUGCUGUGCAGAAAUGCAAGGACCUGGUCCUCCGGGUUCCACUAACUGUCCAAUCCGAAAUGACUGCUGCGAUCGCUGUGCUGGCCCUCAGCGAUGAAUUAAAAAUCCAUCUCCUCAAUCUAGGGGUAUUCGAUGUCUUGAUACCACUGACCAACUCUGAGAGUGUGGAGGUGCAAGGGAACAGUGCAGCUGCUUUGGGAAAUCUUUCUUCCAAAGUGGGCGACUAUUCGAUCUUUGUCCGUAACUGGACAGACCCGAACGGCGGUAUCCACGGCUACCUCCAACGAUUCCUCGCAAGUGGCGACCCGACCUUCCAGCAUAUUGCCAUCUGGACGCUUCUUCAGCUACUAGAAUCCGAAGAUAACAAGCUCAUCGGGUACAUCUCCAAGUCGGAAGACAUUGUACAGAUGGUCAAGUCAAUCUCCGACAAGAACAUUGAAUCUGACGAGGAGGACAUGGAUGAUGGCGAGGGAGAAGUGAUUGCACUCGCACGGCGGUGCUUGGAGUUGCUGGGCGCCGGUCCCAAACAGACUCUGGUUGAGGCAUAG